This is a messenger RNA of Bufo bufo (common toad), 1437 nucleotides long. RefSeq names its product interphotoreceptor matrix proteoglycan 1 (gene IMPG1). The record is from RefSeq and is a predicted model, not a curated record. The transcript has 12 exons. Bases 1 to 1437 code for a protein of 478 amino acids. Gene Ontology annotation, biological process: visual perception. NCBI's taxonomy places the organism in Eukaryota, Metazoa, Chordata, Amphibia, Anura, Bufonidae.
AUGGUUCUUAAUCAUAGCUUACGACCUAUGAUUAAGAAUCAUUCAUGGUUUAAAAAGCUCUGCCAGGAGGCAGUAUGGGAAGCCUUCCGGAUCUUCAUGGAUCGAAUUCCUCAAACUACAGAAUACCAGAACUGGGUUGAUGCAUGUCAACAAGAAUCUUUUUGCCUAUUUGACAUUGGAAAGAACUUUAGCAGCUCUCAAGAACAUCUGGAUAUUAUUCAACAGAGAGUUAAAGACAAGAGAAUCCCUGAAAAGAAGGAUGAGAUGUCUACAGAAGCUACUUUCUCUCCAGUAGUAAUUGAGGACCCUCUUGUGUCUACAACUGAUUUCCCUCAGUCUGAACCGGCUUUCUUUGUUACCACAAAUGACACUCCUUUGAAUGAAAUUCUAAAUGAGUCAAAACAUUUGUUACAGGAAACAGAAGUCACCAACUUAGUACCAGAGCAACCAAAACAGCAGAUUGUGGAGUUCACAGUUACCCUCAACAACCAAGAAUUUACAACUGAGCUUAGUGAUCCAAAUUCCCCUCAGUACCAAGAGCUUGCUACAAAUUUUCAGCUUCAGUCGGUACUUGCCAGAAGGAAAACCUAUGCUAGUAUUUCAGUAUCUCUACGACUUGUUACACCUCGUAAGAAAAUGCAAAAGGUGUUUGAAAAUCUUCCAGGGUUUAAGGAAAUACAGGUUCUACGCUUUAGAUCUGAUAGCAUUGUAGUGCGCUAUGCUGUGGUCUUUGAAAGAGGCAGCUCUGAAUCUAAAAAUAAAAUUGAUGAGACACCUACUAUCGCAUCUAACAAAGUUGAGAAUGGUAACAAUGAAGAGGCAAGAGAAAUGUCAUACACUGUGAUAGAACUACAGCAGAUGGUUGCCAUGGCACUGCAUGAUGAUCGAUCUCUGGCGGUGGACCUACAAACUCUCAUGUUCUCAGAUGACCCAGAUAUACCUUUAGAUCAAGUUGAAAGUGGCACUCGUCCUCCAGUCACAGUGGUAACAUCCAAAAUGAAGACUAAUUUGGAUAACAUUUUAAUUCCUGAAGUUCCAGCUGGUAAUCCCACUGCAAAAAUCGAGCUACAGCCCACAGACUACCGAUUCACUGCAACUACAUUCCCACUAGACAAAGAGACAAUUGCAAAUGAGAUUGCAGCAGAGGCCCAUACUAAAUUUAUGAGAAGUACAUAUAGGACUUCUUAUGCAGAAGAAUAUGAGGCAUCAACUACUUCAUUCCAGCAUGAAGUGAAUGUCGAUCUUCAAACACAAUCGUUGGAGGAGUUAAUUAAAGACAUUAAUAAUAAGGUCAACGAAGGUUUUACCGUGCCUUUAGAUACUCCAUAUGCCAAUAGUAAAGUAGGUCAAAAUGAACUAGAAGCAAUGCUAGAAAAUAAUGUCAUAGAUACAUCAAGUAAGAAAACAUCUGAUAUAUGGAUACUGAGGUUCCAUUAA